AUGGGCAUUAACUCAAUCUACGGUGUAUUUCAGGAAUUUUAUACCUCACCAGAGACUAAUAUCGUAGACGCGCAAGGACAAGACGCGCUCGUGUCUCUGGUGGGUACGCUUGGGUACGGAUUGACAUGGGGAGGAGGGAUUUUUGUCAAUCCUCUAAUUGUUAGAGUGAAGAAUCUCAAGAUUAUCACUUUGACUGGAACGACCGUUAUGUCCCUGGGAUUGAUCUUGGCCAGCUUUAGUACAAGGCUCUGGCACCUAUUCCUUACGCAGGCAAUUAUGUACGGUCUGGGAGCAACGUUUCUCUAUUUCACUAUUAUGUCCCUUGCUCCGCAAUUCUACGACAGAAACCGUGGUUUUGCAAUGGGCUUCAUUCUGUCAGGAAUUGGAGUUGGUGGCCUGGUGCUUGCACCGACGAUUCAUGCGCUUAUCCAGAGUGUCGGCAUACGCUGGACAUUGCGGAUCCUUGGACUUUGGACAUUCGUCAUGAUGGCCCCCGUGGCAUGCGUCCCGCGCCAUCCGCCUGGUUUUGAAGCAAGGCGGCGUGGUGGGCCAGGCGGCACGAGACUGAAUGCUUCACUAUUGAAGAGGGGGACGUUCGUUGCUCAGUCUGUCGGAUGUUUCCUACAGGCAGCAGGAAAUAUCGUCCCAUUGUUUUAUCUGACCACAUUCUCCACCUCUGUGCUACAAUACUCGGCAUCAACAGGCUCGCUACUACUGGCAUUGAAUAAUGCAGUCAAUAGCGUGGCAAGAAUUCUUAUGGGCCUCCUUGCGGACCGCGUCGGUCGACAGAACACGCUUGUAAUAAGCGUACUCCUUUCUUCAAUUUCAGUGCUUGCCUUGUGGUAUAAUGCCUCACAAGCGCGUUUCAUUGCUUUCGUAGUCCUUUAUGGCGUCCUCGCAGGAGGAUAUAAUGCUCUUCUUCCAACUACGAUUUCAGAAGUGUACGGCAUACAGAACUACAAUGCUGUCAAUGGGUCAAUUUACUUCCUUCGUGGCCUUGGAGCAAUUGUUGGUCCGCCGAUCGCAGGUGCGAUCCUCGGAAGCCAUAGCCGUGGAACGGUUAUCUCUUCAACUUCCGGAAUUGGAAGCACUUCGCCUGCGUUAGCAGCCCUUGAAGAGAAAUACAAUGAUCUUGUUAUCUAUACGGGCAUGUUAUUAGUUGGUGCAAGCUUCUGUGUUGCCUACGUGCGGUGGGGAGAUGCAAAGGAGAAAGGAAAGUGGCAAUGGAAGGCAUAG
Messenger RNA from Fomitiporia mediterranea MF3/22, 1236 nucleotides. Its product is annotated as monocarboxylate transporter. The coding region runs from base 1 to 1236 and encodes 411 amino acids. Gene Ontology annotation, cellular component: fungal-type vacuole membrane. NCBI's taxonomy places the organism in Eukaryota, Fungi, Basidiomycota, Agaricomycetes, Hymenochaetales, Hymenochaetaceae. Gene Ontology annotation, molecular function: transmembrane transporter activity. Gene Ontology annotation, biological process: transmembrane transport. The transcript is spliced from 6 exons. The record is from RefSeq and is a predicted model, not a curated record.